AUGACAUCUAUCGACAUCCACCGCUGUCGGUUUGUGCCGUAUCAGCCAUCCGCGAUCAAUGCUGUUGCAUUUUCCCAUCCGAAAACUAGAGACAGCAAACGUGCUGCCAUCGCUCGACUCGCAGUUGGCAGAGCCAAUGGCGACAUUGAAAUCUGGAAUGCUGCCGCCGGGAUCUGGCACCAGGAGCUUGUUAUCCGAGGCGGCAAGGAUCGCAGCAUCGAUGGUCUUGUCUGGGUCAAUGAUCCGGACCAGGAUCUCGGCGAGGGACGCAUCUUAAUCGGCAAGUCUCGAUUGUUCAGCAUCGGCUACACCUCGACCGUUACCGAAUGGGACCUCGAGACGGGAAAGCCCAAACAACAUGCCAGUGGCCAGCAUGGUGAUAUCUGGUGCAUUGCAGCCCAGCCCUCGCAGCUCGACGACCGAACAACAUCCGUCAGCGACUCGCAGAGCUCCAACAAGCUCGUCGCCGGCACCAUCGAUGGUGAGCUGGUCAUGUACUCACUUGAGGAUGGUGAUCUUCGCUUUCAAAGAGUUCUCGUCAAGUCGCCCACAAAAAAGGCCAAGAUGGUCAGCAUCACCUUCCAGUCCCGCAAAGUCGUUAUUGUCGGCUGCUCCGACAGCACUAUACGAGCUUACAAUAUCGCCAAAGGCCACAUGCUGCGCCGCAUGACACUUGGAUCCGACCUCGUGGGCGGCUCAAAAGAUGUCAUUGUAUGGUCUGUCAAAUGCUUACCCAACGGCAACAUUGUCUCUGGCGACUCCACUGGCCAAGUUUGCAUCUGGGACGGCAAAACCUACACCCAGACGCAAAGGCUGCAGACUCAUAAGCAAGAUGUCCUUAGUCUUGCUAUUAGUUCAGACGGCAGCACGAUUAUUAGCGGUGGCAUGGAUAGAAGAACUGUGCUCUACAAGCAGAACUCCGGGGCUGGUCAGCGCUGGGGCAAAGUUUGGGGUCGCAGAUUCCACGAACAUGACGUUAAGGCUAUGGCUACAUUCGAGCACGCUCGCACAAGUGUUGUUGUUUCUGGAGGGCCCGAUUCAAAUCUCGUCGUUGUUCCACUCAAGGAGAUGGGCCGUGAACAUCACAGAAUUGUCAGUGGUCUUCCCCAACAGCCGCCUCUUGUCAGUGCCAGCAAAGCUCGCUUCAUGGUGAGUUGGUGGGAUCGUGAGAUUCACUUGUGGCUGCUGCAGCAUCCUGCUUCCGACCUCGUCAAGCUCAAUGGUGACAGCGAUCUCGAUGUUGACCAAAAUCGAAAACUACUCAAAACAAUCGUCGUCAAGGGAGACUCCAACAUCUCCUCGGCUAGUAUCAACGCCGACGGCACCUUACUCAUUGCUUCGACGUCCACAGAUGUCAAAGCCUUUGCACUGGAACAUUCCAACCCCACAAAACCCGCUGAUGUUACCCUUUCCUCUAUCGAACUGCCCAAACAGAUUACCAAGCUCGGUGCCAGCAAGGUGCAAAUAUCGCCAGAUGGAUCCUGGCUUUGUUUCGUGCAGGACGGUUCCAGCGUCGUCAUCGCCAGCAUUUCAUCCGAGUCUAAUAGCCACACGAUUUCUUCCUCGCGUCAUCUUCGCCGACUACACCGCUCAGUCCCCAAGUAUAUCCUAAACGGUGGCUUAGGCUCCUAUGAAAGAAACGUUACCCACAUUGCUUUCAGCCCAGAUUCUAAGCUUAUUGCAGCUGCUGACCUGGCUGGAUACAUUGAUACUUGGGUGCUGCACGCUGCGGGACAUGACACAGUCAAUGGUCAUGCGAAUGGAGAGGAAGCCGACGACGCGUCAGCCUCUGACUCUGAUUCAUCAGAUGAUGAUGCCGAAAAUACCGGUUCCAGUGAAGUCGGGCGAUGGGUUCGCAAUCCUAACGCCAAGCUAAUACCCAAGCUACCUGCAACCCCAUCCGUCCUCGCAUUCUCGGAUAAUAUCCCUGGGCAGGAAGGAACGGAGGACUAUACUCUGGCAGCAGUGACAUCGUCGUGGAAUGUCCUCACAUUUAAUGUCCUACAAGGAUCUUUGACCCAAUGGUCCCGCCGCAAUCCCCGUAUGACUCUUCCUGGCCCCGUUCAAGAUUUGUUAGACUUGGCCAAAGGUACUUUCUGGCAAGGGUCUAGGCUUUGGGUUUACGGUGUCUCUUUUCUGUUCAUGCUUGACAUGAGCCAGGACCUGCCGGUUCCAGGCAAGGAUACGAGUAACCAGCUCAUCCAACAAGGUACAAAGCGCAAGCGAACAAACAUUACCAGCGGCGCUGGUAGUCGGAUGGAGAACGAGGGUUUGAAGCCGCACCAGAUACACAAACAUGCAGCCAAUAAGUGGGAGGAUGUUGAUGUCGACGGCCCUAGCCCUAGCGGCGAAUUGGACAACGAAAGCGACGACGACAUGAUCGAUGCUGCAGACAACGAGCUUACGCAACUUCGCAGCGCCACGGCCGGCGGCGAAGUCAAAUCAGCAGGCGCAGAAAAUGAAAAUGGCCGGAAGCAGUGGUGGAUUACAUACAAAUAUCGUCCUGUACUGGGUGUUGUUUCUUUCGGUGGCCAAGAGGACUCGCUGGAGGUGGCCCUGGUUGAGCGCCCAACUUGGGAGAUAGAAAUGCAAGAUAGCUACUAUGCGGGCGCAGAGUGGGAGCGAAGAUAG
Cordyceps militaris CM01 is the source of this 2631-nucleotide messenger RNA. RefSeq names its product WD40 repeat-like-containing domain. Gene Ontology annotation, molecular function: RNA binding; protein binding. Gene Ontology annotation, cellular component: 90S preribosome; t-UTP complex; small-subunit processome. Gene Ontology annotation, biological process: maturation of SSU-rRNA from tricistronic rRNA transcript (SSU-rRNA, 5.8S rRNA, LSU-rRNA). The coding region runs from base 1 to 2631 and encodes 876 amino acids. The record is from RefSeq and is a predicted model, not a curated record. The transcript has a single exon. NCBI's taxonomy places the organism in Eukaryota, Fungi, Ascomycota, Sordariomycetes, Hypocreales, Cordycipitaceae.